UUAGGCCCCUCCCCAUGUCCAUCUUUGCCCCGCCUCUCUGGUUGCAGUUAUCAGACAAGUCAGAGGAGGAGCCACCACGGAGAUAUUGAGAAGCUUGUCUAUCUGUCGUGCUGCGGGUUUGGACAGACCAGUGGACACUGAGUGGAAUAGGAGCAUCUGAUCUGUGCAGCCGGAGUCCUCUUUCUGUAUUUCUAGUACCAUACUAACAUUACCCCUUUUAAUAUUCUGAUCCAAUAAAAAUCACAAGGCUCUUUAUCAUAUCAAAUUAAUAUUUACUAAUUGUGUUUAUUAAAGCUACUUCUAUCCAAGCCAAAUGGAAGAGCCAGGCUCAGCCUCCCAUUUAUCUUCCCCAGCUCCAUCUUACACGUUUUCCUUUCUCUCUAACCUGUCCACUCCUUCUUCAUCUCCCUCAGUUUAUCCAUCCCCGAGUGUAGCCUCCACAGCUCUUUUUUGUUUCUUUCUAUCACUCCUUUCCCUUCUGGGCAUUCUGGGAAACCUCUACACUCUGGGGCUUCUAAUUCAGCGCCGCAGGGGCCCCAGAAGGAGACACAGUAUGGCACUAACCUGCUGUUUGACUCCCGCUUGCCCUAGAACCCUUUCUCCAUCUCACUCUCCUACUUCCUCCCCUACCUCGUCCUCCUUUUCUUCUUCUUCACUUCAUUUGCAGGUACUGAGUCUGGCUUUGGCAGAUCUGCUUUACCUCUCCACGGCACCUUUUAUCGUCUAUGACAGCCUGGCAUCUGACUGGGCCUUUGGUGAACUCGGCUGCCGCCUCCUACUCAGCUUGGACCUGCUCACCAUGCAUGCCAGCAUCUUCACAUUGACCGCAAUGAGUCUGGACCGAUACCGUGCUGUGGCAGAUCCACUUGCAGCCUCUUCAGCUCCUACCUCUGGCCUGCGACGUGUGGUUCUGGCAUGGGGCCUUGCUGUGGCACUCAGCCUCCCCAUGAUGAUCACUUUGCACCUGGAGGAUGGAGAAAAUCAGGAUGGCAAACUCUGUGUUCCAGCAUGGGAUGAGCAAAGCUCCAAAGCUUACCUCAGUGUCCUAUUCUGCACCAGUAUCCUAGGGCCAGGCCUGGCCAUCGGGGGUCUGUAUGCAGCACUGGGGCGUCACUACUGGGUUUCACAGACACAGUUGGCCUGGGCUGGUGGAUGUAGUGCCAACCCACCCCGUGCUCCUCGACCCAAAGUCCUGCUUCUCAUUCUUGGAAUUGUGCUUACAUUCUGGGCCUGUUUCCUGCCAUUCUGGAUCUGGCAGUUGCUACCACUCUAUCGACCUGACGUUCUACGUGUAGUACCAGUAGGCACACAGGUCACUGUUAACCGAAUCCUAACAGGACUAACAUAUGGGAACUCAUGUGUAAAUCCUUUUUUUUACACAUUACUGACAGGAAAGCGACAGCGGACCAGCAGGCAAGCAACAAGCACGACUGCUCCAUUCUUCCAAAAGGGAAGCUCUGUUCAUCAGUAA
This is a messenger RNA of Tachysurus vachellii, 1471 nucleotides long. RefSeq names its product urotensin-2 receptor 3 (gene uts2r3). The coding region runs from base 314 to 1471 and encodes 385 amino acids. The record is from RefSeq and is a predicted model, not a curated record. Gene Ontology annotation, cellular component: membrane. The transcript is spliced from 3 exons. NCBI's taxonomy places the organism in Eukaryota, Metazoa, Chordata, Actinopteri, Siluriformes, Bagridae. Gene Ontology annotation, biological process: neuropeptide signaling pathway. Gene Ontology annotation, molecular function: urotensin II receptor activity.